AUGGUUCCUGAGGAGGAGAGGAGCUGCGGGGAUGUUGGACCUGGACGUCCUCUCAGUCCAGUGGCUUCUCUGGGUCACGCUCGGGGUUAGUCUGCUGCUCUGGCUCAGGAGGAAGAGUCCAGGCGCUGAUGAACUCUCAGCAUCUGAAUGUCAGAGAGAGACUUCCUCCAGUUUGGCUUCAGCAGGACAUGCUGCCAACUUCAGCUCCAGGACCAUGGCACAACCUCAUCCUACUGACCCCACCAAGAUGGGUGUGGGUCGGGCGAUCGCCGUGCUGACGUCCGGCGGCGAUGCCCAGGGUAUGAAUGCGGCUGUGAGGGCCACAGUUCGAGUGGGUCUUUACACUGGAGCCAAAGUCUAUUUUGUCCAUGAGGGUUACCAGGGUCUGGUGGAUGGAGGGGACAAUAUCCGCCCUGCCACUUGGGAAAGUGUAUCUAUGAUGCUGCAGCUGGGCGGCACUGUGAUUGGGAGCGCCCGCUGUCAGGACUUCCGGACCAAGGAAGGCCGCACUAAAGCCGCCUGCAACCUGGUCAAGCUGGGCAUCACCAACCUGUGUGUGAUCGGGGGUGACGGUAGCCUGACAGGUGCCAACCAGUUCAGAACGGAGUGGAGUGAACUGCUGGCAGAUCUGGUGAAAGCUGGGAAGAUCACCGCCGAUGAAGCAAAAGCCUCCUCUCACCUAAAUAUUGUUGGCAUGGUGGGCUCCAUCGACAAUGACUUCUGCGGCACCGAUAUGACCAUCGGCACUGACUCAGCACUCCAUCGCAUCAUAGAGAUAGUUGACGCCAUCACCACCACUGCUCAGAGCCACCAGAGGACUUUCAUCCUGGAGGUGAUGGGCAGGCACUGCGGCUACCUGGCUCUGGUGACCGCUCUGGCCUGCGGUGCUGACUGGGUCUUCAUCCCAGAGAUGCCCCCAGAUGAGGGAUGGGAGGACCAUCUCUGCAGACGCCUGACAGAUCAAAGAGGCCGUGGCUCCCGUUUGAACAUCAUCAUCGUGGCGGAGGGAGCUAUGGACCGCAGUGGUAAACCUAUCACUUGUGACACAGUAAAACAGCUGGUAUCUAAGAGGCUGGGCUUCGACACUCGUACCACCAUCUUGGGCCAUGUUCAGAGAGGAGGAACACCCUCUGCCUUUGACAGAAUUCUGGCCAGCAGGAUGGGCGUGGAGGCUGUUAUGGCUCUGCUGGAGGCCACACCAGACACUCCUGCCUGUGUGGUCAGCCUGUCUGGAAACAUGGCCGUCAGGCUGCCGCUCAUGGAGUGUGUACAAGUGACUAAGGAUGUAACGGUAGCCAUGGCUGAGGGCCGUUAUGAGGACGCAGUGAAGCUCAGGGGAAAGAGCUUCGAGAACAACUGGAACACUUACAAAAUGCUGGCUCAUGUGCAUCCCCCAGACACCAAGAGUAACAUCAACAUUGCCAUCCUGAACGUCGGAGCUCCAUGCGCUGGAAUGAAUGCUGCUGUGCGUUCAGCUGUCAGGGCUGGACUCCUCCAGGGGCACCAAAUGCUGGCCGUUCAUGACGGCUUUGAUGGCUUGGCCCAUGGAAUGAUUGAACCGAUUGGAUGGUCCGGAGUGGCAGGAUGGACUGGAAAGGGUGGAUCUAUACUGGGAACAAAGAGAACCCUGCCAAAGGAGUUUAUGGAGGAGAUUAGUCUGAACAUUGCCAAGUUCAAUAUUCAUGCUCUGAUCAUUAUCGGAGGCUUUGAGGCAUUCACAGGUGGUUUGCAGUUGGUGCAAGCAAGGGAGAAGUACGAGGAACUGUGUGUUCCACUCGUCGUUAUCCCCGCCACUGUGUCCAACAAUGUUCCGGGAUCUGACUUUAGUGUUGGUACUGACACUGCCCUCAACACCAUCACCAUGACAUGUGACAGGAUCAAGCAGUCUGCAGCUGGAACCAAGAGAAGAGUUUUCAUUGUUGAGACUAUGGGGGGAUACUGCGGUUACCUGGCAACCAUGGCCGGCCUGGCGUCCGGGGCUGAUGCAGCCUACGUUUAUGAAGACCCUUUCAACAUUCAUGAUCUGGAGGUGAAUGUGGAGCAUCUGGUGGAAAAGAUGAAGACUACAGUGAAGAGAGGACUCAUUCUGAGGAAUGAAAAAUGCAAUCCAAACUACACUACCGACUUCAUCUUCAACCUCUACUCAGAAGAGGGCAAGGGUGUGUUUGACUGCAGGAAGAAUGUCCUUGGACAUAUGCAGCAGGGCGGAACACCCAGUCCUUUUGACAGGAAUUUUGGUACAAAGAUGGGGAUAAAGUCUGUUCUUUGGUUGACUGACAAGCUGAAGGAGUGCUACAGGCAUGGUCGCAUCUUUGCCAACUCUCCGGAUUCGGCCUGCGUGUUGGGCAUGAGGAAAAGAGCUCUGGUGUUCCAGCCUCUUGCAGAACUUAAAGAAGUCACUGACUUUGAACAUCGUCUUCCAAAGUCACAGUGGUGGAUAAAGCUGAGAGACAUUCUGAAAAUCCUGGCCAAGUACAAGAUCAGCCUGGAUACCUCUGAAAUGGCUUCGAUGGAACAUGUCAUCAAGAAGAGAGGCGUCGUUUAACAGCCUUUGCUGUGAUUAUUCAGAACUGGGCAUGGCCUGACUGUCUUAAUUUGAAGCACUUUAUAAUAUUUGCUUGAGGACAGUGCAAUAUGAAUAAAGUAACUACUGGAGA
Messenger RNA from Salarias fasciatus (jewelled blenny), 2657 nucleotides. It is a transcript of the gene pfkmb, whose product is annotated as phosphofructokinase, muscle b. Gene Ontology annotation, biological process: fructose 1,6-bisphosphate metabolic process; canonical glycolysis; fructose 6-phosphate metabolic process. Gene Ontology annotation, cellular component: membrane; cytoplasm; 6-phosphofructokinase complex. The transcript has 24 exons. Gene Ontology annotation, molecular function: monosaccharide binding; 6-phosphofructokinase activity; ATP binding. Bases 32 to 2545 code for a protein of 837 amino acids. NCBI's taxonomy places the organism in Eukaryota, Metazoa, Chordata, Actinopteri, Blenniiformes, Blenniidae. The record is from RefSeq and is a predicted model, not a curated record.